AUCUUCUCGCGACCACGCCGGAUGGCGACUGCAUUUCUUGGGGACGGAUCCCGGACGCCGAGGCUAUGAGGAGUCAGGAGGUGCUGGGCCAAGCGGCCCGCUUGGCCUCCUCCGGUCUGCUCCUCCAGGUGGUGUUUCGAUUGAUCACCUUUGUCUUGAAUGCAUUUAUUCUUCGCUUCCUGUCAAAGGAAAUUGUUGGCAUUGUGAAUGUCCGGCUAACACUGCUUUACUCAACCACCAUCUUCCUGGCCAGAGAGGCCUUCCGCAGAGCAUGUCUGAGUGGGGGCGCCCAGCGGGACUGGAGCCAGACCCUCAACCUCCUGUGGCUAACAGUCCCUUUGGGUGUGUUUUGGUCCUUGUUCCUGGGCUGGGUCUGGUUACAGUUGCUCGAGGUGCCUGAUCCUAAUGUCAUCCCCCACUAUGGAACCGGAGUGCUGGUGUUUGGUCUCUCAGCAGUGGUGGAACUUCUGGGAGAGCCCUUCUGGGUGUUGGCACAAGCACAUAUGUUUGUCAAGCUCAAGGUGAUUGCUGAGAGCCUGUCAGUUAUACUCAAGAGCAUCCUAACAGCUUUUCUUGUGCUGUGGUUGCCUUACUGGGGACUGUACAUUUUCUCUCUGGCCCAGCUUUUCUAUACCACAGUUCUGGUGCUCUGCUAUGUUAUUUAUUUCACAAAGUUACUGGGCUCCCCAGAAUCAACCAAGCAACAAGCUCUUCCUGUCUCCAGAAUGACAGAUAUGUUACCCAGAAUUACAAGAAGUAGAGCUUUUGUAAAUUGGGAAGAGGCUAAACUGACUUGGAGUUUUUUCAAACAGUCUUUCUUGAAACAGAUUCUGACAGAAGGCGAGCGAUAUGUGAUGACAUUUCUGAAUGUGUUAAAUUUUGGCGAUCAGGGUGUAUAUGAUAUAGUGAAUAAUCUUGGCUCCCUUGUGGCCAGAUUAAUUUUCCAGCCAAUAGAGGAGAGUUUUUAUAUAUUCUUUGCUAAGGUGCUAGAGAGAGAAAAAGACGCCACACUUCAGAAGCAGGAGGAUGUUGCUGUGGCCGCUGCGGUUUUGGAGUCCCUGCUGAAGUUGGCCCUGCUGGCUGGUCUGACCAUCACUGUUUUCGGCUUUGCCUAUUCUCAACUGGCUUUGGACAUCUAUGGAGGGGCCAUGCUUAGCUCAGGAUCAGGUCCCAUUCUGCUGCGUGCCUAUUGUCUCUACGUCCUCCUGCUUGCCAUCAACGGAGUGACUGAGUGUUUCACAUUUGCUGCCAUGAGCAAAGAGGAGGUUGACAGGUACAAUUUCACGAUGCUGGCCCUGUCCUCUUCGUUCCUGGUGUUAUCCUAUCUCCUGACCCGGUGGUGUGGCAGCGUGGGCUUCAUCUUGGCCAACUGCUUCAACAUGGGCAUUCGAAUCACACAGAGCCUCUGCUUCAUCCACCGCUACUACCAGAAGAGCCCCCACAGGCCCCUGGCUGGCCUGUGCCUGUCGCCAGUCCUCCUCGGGACAUUUGCCCUCAGUGGUGGCGUUACCAGUCUUUCAGAGGUAUUCCUCUGCUGUGAGCUGGGCUGGCUGGCCAGGCUGGCGCACGUUGCUAUGGGGGCCCUCUGUUUGGGAGCCACUCUUGGGAUGGCAUUCCUCACAGAGACCAAGCUGAUCCACUUUCUUAGGACUCAAUUAGGUAUGUCCAGACUCGCUGACAAAACAACGUGACCUCGGGGCAGCAUUGGCACUUGGAGCAGCUGUGGGGCCGUUUUGUGGGUGGAACACAUUUUCUAUGCAGAAGAGCCAAGCUGAGGGGUCUGCAGUGGAAUGAGACCUGCCCAGGAAGGUGAGACGUCAGCAAACCACCAGACCAGACACUUACAUCCAUUUGAGGUUUUAGACAGAAGGAGGAGUUCCAUUUUCAAGGGAAGACCAAAAAAGCUCUUUUAAAAUAGAUGUAAUUAUUUUUUCCACCAUUUUGUUGUAAUCAGCAUUUUUCUUUUGAGUCAUAUGUUAAAUCCUUUUGGAUGUCAUUGACCUUAUGAGCUAUGUCCUCCAACAAACUAUAUCUUGGAUGUUCAUAGUUAAUAAUCAUCUGGACCAGAAGAAGAGAUGUAGCCAUUUUACCCUUCACAGGAAUAUUUCAUGGAUCCUGUGAAAGCAGGAAGGAGACUUGGUGUUACGUGAUGUCAUGCACCAAACAAGAACAAAGUUGGCCCUGGUGGUGUAACUUUCCCCACAUCAGCACUGUGGCCUGGGUUUUUAGAGAAGGAGAAAUGUUGCUCAGUGAGAAAUCCAAGCAAUGAAAGCAUAAGGUCGCAUUUCCCACAGUUAGCCCUGAGGGCCACACCUCUCAUCUCAGUGCUGUGACCCCCAGGCCAGCACGUGCCUUCCCAGAGCAGGUGUGAGCUGGCUCAAGACUUGUAGCCUGGCCACCUGAAAGAGUGGGGCUUUGAAGGACUCUGUGAUCUAGUUUGAGCUGCCUUGUCCCCUGAAGGGAACACUGCUUUGCAUCUGGCUGUCAACUUCUCAUGCGGAAAUUGCACAGAUGACAGCUGAAGUUGAAGAGAGAUAUCUUUUUUUCCUCAGAAUAAAAUAGAGUGAAUUCUA
This is a messenger RNA of Vicugna pacos (alpaca), 2573 nucleotides long. It is a transcript of the gene RFT1, whose product is annotated as RFT1 glycolipid translocator homolog. Lineage: Eukaryota; Metazoa; Chordata; Mammalia; Artiodactyla; Camelidae. Gene Ontology annotation, cellular component: endoplasmic reticulum membrane. Gene Ontology annotation, biological process: dolichol-linked oligosaccharide biosynthetic process; glycolipid translocation. The record is from RefSeq and is a predicted model, not a curated record.